GUGCCUUCACAGGCUUCCUGCCCUGCAUACAAGAGUGUGGACAUUUAUGGGGAACCACUGUGGCAGCCUCCCACUGGAUUAAACUGUGGGGAUGGAAAGGUGAAUCAGGAGGGCUGUUUGUGGAAGUCAGACCACAUAGCAGGAAGAGUUAACAGCAAGAUGGAUUUGGGAAAGGACCAAUCUCGCUCGACGCUCCAUCAGACACCUGGUCCUCAUCAAGAAGAGAACCAUGUUCCAGAAAUCAUUGGAACUUGGAAUCUGCGAAACAGAGAACAACUCAGGAAAAGAAAAGAGGAAGCACAAGAGAAGCAAACUUCACAAUGGCAAUUUGGAGAGAAAAAAUGCAAGAGGCCAAGGAUGGGAAAAGGAAAUAAAAGAGGCAGAAAGAGACAACAAAACACAGACCUGAAGGUGGAGCCUCAGUCACAAUUUAAAAAGGACAUGAGGGAGAAAGCAUUAGCACCUAUGGAGAAAGAACUUGAACCGCCUAGGACUAUAACUGAAGCGCUCUAUCUGGUAGCCUCUCCCAAAAAAGUUGUGCCUGAGAAACAAAUUUUUGCAAUGGAUCAAGAAGGCAUUAUACAUCAGGCCAAUUCUUCUGAGAUACAAGAAACAGCAAUACAAAACCACUCUUCUGAAACAUGCCAAGAUAUGGCUGAUCCUGAAGUCCUCUCUCCUAAAAUAAGCCAAGAAACAGCUGUACUUCAAGGCCAUCCUUCCAAAAUGUGCCCUGAUAUGGCUGAACCUGAAGCCCUCUCUUCUAAAAUGUGCCAAGAAACAGCCAUACUUCAAAACCAUUCUUCCAGAAUGUGCCCUGAUAUGACUAAACCUGAAGACCUCUCUCCUAACUUGUGCCAAGAAAUAGCUGUACUUCAAGGCCAUCCUUUCAGAAUGGCUGAACCUGAAGAUCUCGCUCCUAAACUGUGCCAAGAAACAGCUGUAGUCAAAGUCCUUCCUUCUAAAACUGAAGACACAGCUAACCUGGAAGGAUGCUCUUCCGAAGCAUUCACCACACCAGAUGUGCCUAAAGGCUAUGCUCAUGAAACAUACCAGAAAAGAGAUGAACCUGAGGAAUACAAUUCUGAACCAGAUCAAGGAAUUGCUGAGAUUGAAAGCUUCUUGCCUAAAACAGAAGAAAUAGCUGUGCCUAAAGACCUUUCUACAAAAACACACCAAGAAACAGUUGAACCCGAACACUUCUCUCAUGAAACAUAUAAAGAAAUUGCUGUGCCUAAAGCACCCUCUCAUAAGACAAUCAAAGAAAUGCCUACUGCUGGGGAAUAUCCACCUGAAAUAUACCAAGAAACACCUGAGUCUGAAGACUCUUCGCCUGAAAUAUACCAAGAAACACCUGGGUCUGAAGACUAUUCGCCUGAAAUAUACCAAGAAACACCUGGGCCUGAGGACCUCUCCACCAACACAUAUAAAAAUAAGGAUGUGUCUCAAGAAUGCUUUCCAGAGCCGUACCAAGAAACAGAUGGGCCCCAAGGCCAGGAUCCUAAAGCACACCAGGAGGAUGCUAAGGAUGUUUAUACUUUUCCUCAAGAAAUGAGAGAAAAACCCAAAGCAGAGGAACCAGAGAUACCAGCAAUUCCAAAUGUUCCUCAAGAGAUUCAUCCAGAAAAUGACGUCUAUAGUUAUGUUUUGUUUUAACGAUGCUCAACCAUCAGUUGUCCAACAAAAUACACAUCUUAGUAUA
This is a messenger RNA of Panthera uncia (snow leopard), 1699 nucleotides long. RefSeq names its product hemogen (gene HEMGN). Gene Ontology annotation, biological process: cell differentiation; regulation of osteoblast differentiation. The record is from RefSeq and is a predicted model, not a curated record. Lineage: Eukaryota; Metazoa; Chordata; Mammalia; Carnivora; Felidae. The coding region runs from base 160 to 1653 and encodes 497 amino acids. The transcript is spliced from 5 exons. Gene Ontology annotation, cellular component: nucleoplasm.